Molecule: messenger RNA, 1152 nt
Organism: Aspergillus mulundensis
Lineage: Eukaryota; Fungi; Ascomycota; Eurotiomycetes; Eurotiales; Aspergillaceae
Exons: 2
Coding region: 1-1152 (383 amino acids)
Source: RefSeq, a predicted model, not a curated record
AUGAUCCAGACGAAGCGACUUCAGUCACCGAGGGAUAAACUCACUGGCAAUGGGUCAAACCGUCCAAGUCUCAGAGCAAAGAGGCCAAUUCUCGCGCAGUCCGAUCCUAGAAGCUCGCCCGCCCGGCCAGCCAAACAGCCCAGGCUGGAUAACGAUGACGAAGAAAGCAACUCAGACGACGGGGAUAUUGGCAGUGAUGGCCAGACACGGCCGCUACGGAGUCCCUCAAAACGGUCCCAAUUCCAUGCUUCGCACUCGCCCGAGCGACCGUCGGUCAUCGUGGCCAGUACCCCAACCACCGGUCAAGGCCAACGGCGGGAUCCUUCAAUUGUCUCUCCCCAGCAGAGGCCGCCUCACCCGAUUCCUACUCAUCCUCCGGUGCCGAUAACAGAAGGGCCGCCAAAGCAUGCCCAGGAGCCAGCCCAGGUCCAAGUCAGAUCCCCGAGACCCGUCCAAAUGCAAAUCGACUCCAUCGUAUCCGCCAAGCCUGGUCCUGUCGCCGCGCCCCCAGCCGUGCAAGCCCAUAUUCCCCAAACGACGGGAAAACCAAGCGCUGAAAGUCGCCCUAGCAAGCCGCCUGAGAACGCGGUAACCGUGACCCGAAACCCACAGUCGCCAAGCGACAAUGUCGAUGCCUCUGGCCUCAAAGCUCUCAGACCUUUCGAGCCUCAACCAACACCGGAAACACUUCUGAAAGAACCAGACGCGAGCUCCUCCCCAGCGCCCAAGCCAGCGGACACUCCCGAGCCCAAACUCACGCCGAGUCUCUGCUUCCGCUACGGCCUGCAAUACCUAUCCCAAUACGUCAAAUUCUCCGAGCAGAACGACGAAGCACAAACCGAUAAGACGGCGGUGCUACAAGCCGAGGUCGUGUCUCUGCGCGAUAAACUCGAGGAAUCGGAGAGGAGGCAGGAUCAGCUGAAGACGCAGCUUGAGCUUAAGAGCCAGGAUCUGGAUAGCCUUAAGGGUUUGCUAUCGCAGGUUACGGCGGAUUUCAACAAGCAGCUGGAUGAUGUUAGGGCGGAUACGAGGAAGGUUAUGAAGCAGCAGGAGAAGUUUCGGGGGGCGGAGGAUUGGAAGGUCUCGGAUAUGUUGAAUAUGAUGGCUAUGGCGAAAAGUCAAAGGGGUGGCAGCGUAACUCCGGACGUCUAG